UUGUACUUAGCGUGCACGUUAGAUCAUAUUUUGUUUACCGUGGAAAGUGUGUGGGAGGUGUUAAGAUUAUGAUUAGAUAUUUAAAUUGCGUUGAAGUUAGUGUUUAUAUAGAUAGUGGUAUGUAGUGUUUUCUACGUGCGAGACUAGAUUUGGUAAAGUUUUUCGAGGCGUUAGGGUUCGUCAUCGCUAGUACAGUUUAUAUUUUAGGGCUAGUUGUCCUGUUCUGAUACAGUUUCCGUGUAACAUGUUGCUUAGAUGUUAAAUGAAGUUUGGUAAAGUAACAGUGCAGCAUGAACAGAAAAGAAAAUUAAUUGCUGAUGCAUUCAGAGUAAAGAAACGAAAGUCCGAGAUUGAAAAUGGCCAUGGACUGUAUGACCUUGGAGAGAACCUUUAUUCUAAUGAUGUUCCAAAUGACACGCAGGCUGCUGUGAAAUACCUGGCGUCAUUGUUUCCUAGGAAACUUUUUAACGAUGUUCUUCCAACAAUCGUCCUGAAGCAUCAGCUCUACAGUAUCGUUAAAGACAAAACCAUCGUUGACCGCCAGCUGAAUGAAUUGAAAGAUAGAGGGGAAAUAAGAAUGUUUCAACUUGGCUUUGCCAGUGACACUUUUGGAAUAGUCUUUACAGAUGAUUACAAAGUAAAAGCUCUGGCAGAAACUGCAGGAAAAGGAAGUUCUGUAGCAGUACAGAAGUUUUUAGAUACUGUUCUAUCCAGCUGUUCCGAUAUUAGCUAUAGUAAAGAGAAAAUGGUGACUGAACACUCAUUUCGGGAUCAAGAAAUUACUCAGCUUGUGAGCACUGGAGUGUUAACCGUGAGGGAUGCUGGAAGCUGGUGGCUUGGUGUACCUGGAAUUGGACGUUUUGUAAAAUACUUUGUAAAAGGUCGAAAAGCCAUAUUAGGCAUGAUUAGAAGAACUAAAUACAAGGAAGUCUUACAGUCAGACAUGCAAAGCAGGAAAAAGAUGUCAGAUAUAAAAUUUGGAUACGAGUAUCACAUUCACGACAUCAUUGGAGCAGGACUAGUUGACUGUGUGUCUACAUCUUCAGGAAUUUUGCUCCGCCUAGCAGACAAAUGAAAACAGGACUGAACACACUUUCUCUGGUUUCUUUUCAGAGUAACUUCAGUGCCCAGUCGCAUUUUUGUUCCCAUGAAAUGUGAAUAUUACUUUGACUUAAUUCCCACUGCACAAACAGUGUGCACCUUAUGAAUUGUACCUCUUUGGAGGGGAGUAUACAGGUUAUAAAUGAAUUGCCAAAGUGUAUGAUAUAUUACCAUAUUUUAUUUAAUGGAAGGAAUGUUACUAUAUCUUGUUAAAUAUCUUUCGAGAAAUAGUAUCUGACAAGUACCCAUCAUGGAUUAAUUCCAUUGUAUAAAUGAAUUGUAUAUGCACCUUUUGAGUCGUAAAGUUUUUGAACAUGUUUAAUGUAGUUCACAAAUGAAUUGUGAUAUUUGUGCCAUGUUUUGUUUAAUGGAAUAUUACUGUGAGAAGCCAAACCCUUUUGACUGAAAUGGUAAACCAUACCCAUAAUGGCUUAAUUCAGUGUACAGAUGAAUUGUAUAUGUACCAUGUUAAUUGUACAUUUUUGGGUGGGGUAUAUAAUACAGACUUCAGACUCUGGUGGUUAUAUCUGUACCAUAUUUUGUUUAAUGGAAGGAAUAUUACUGUGAGAAUUUUGCGGGACACUGUAUGCCAGAGCAUAACCCUCAUGGCAAGAAGUCUGCAUUUCUUUCUGAAACUCUGCUGAGAAUUUUUUGACUUUAUAUCUGAGAUGAUUGUCCAUAUUCAUAAAAUGUAGUUAAUUUCUCAAGAAAAUGUUUACCAGAAUUUUAUCAAGAGAUUGUUUUAAGACAUUGGAAAGCUUGGCAUCAAGAAAAUGUACACGUAAGAGAGGAAAUGUCCUUUUAUUUUUUACAAAACUGUUUUACACUGCUGCGGUUUAGUUUGCUCUAAAAGUUAUUUAUUGUGAAUGUAUCAAAUGUUUAACAUAAGCUGUUUCAUGUUUGCACUAUUGCUAAGAACAGAAAAAAAAAUCUUACUGGUAAGUUAUAACUUGUUUUUGUAGAACUAAUUUCCAUUUUUUUUUUUUUUUAACAAAGUUUGAUUCAGUGCCAGAAUAGUAUAUUGGAGAGCUAUGAAGCUCUAAUUUUAUUAUUAAAAACAGGCUCAUUUAAUUGUCUCAAAA
Messenger RNA from Protopterus annectens (West African lungfish), 2183 nucleotides. RefSeq names its product serine/threonine kinase 19 (gene WHR1). The coding region runs from base 263 to 1075 and encodes 270 amino acids. Gene Ontology annotation, molecular function: protein serine/threonine kinase activity. NCBI's taxonomy places the organism in Eukaryota, Metazoa, Chordata, Ceratodontiformes, Protopteridae. Gene Ontology annotation, biological process: positive regulation of Ras protein signal transduction; protein phosphorylation. The transcript is spliced from 8 exons. The record is from RefSeq and is a predicted model, not a curated record.